This is a messenger RNA of Jaculus jaculus (lesser Egyptian jerboa), 1048 nucleotides long. RefSeq names its product RAS like family 11 member A (gene Rasl11a). The record is from RefSeq and is a predicted model, not a curated record. Bases 141 to 887 code for a protein of 248 amino acids. The transcript is spliced from 4 exons. Gene Ontology annotation, molecular function: GTP binding; GTPase activity. Lineage: Eukaryota; Metazoa; Chordata; Mammalia; Rodentia; Dipodidae.
AGUCCCGGUCCCCGAGUCUACCCCAUUCCCUCCCCAACUACCUCCAUCGCCCCCUCCUCCUCCUCCGAGCUCCCCGCCGCUCCCCAUCCGCUCCGGGUACCACGGGGACCCAGGACGCAUCGGUCUCCGGGACGCUCUCCAUGCGUCCGCCCGACAUGUCCGGGCACUUUCUGCUCGCGCCCAUCCCGGAGUCCUCCUGCUCUUCCUCCACCUCCUCCGACUACCUCCUGCCCAGGGACGUCAAGCUGGCGGUGCUGGGAGCCGGCCGCGUGGGCAAGAGCGCAAUGAUCGUGCGCUUCCUGACCAAGAGGUUCAUCGGCGACUACGAACCGAACACAGGCAAACUGUAUUCCAGGCUCGUCUAUGUGGAAGGGGACCAGCUCUCCCUGCAGAUCCAGGACACUCCAGGGGGCAUCCAGGCUCAAGACAACCUCAGCCACUCCGUUGACUUGCUGUCCAAAUGCGUGCAGUGGGCGGAGGGCUUUCUGCUGGUCUACUCCAUCACAGACUUCGCAAGCUACCAGUCCAUCCGGCCCCUUUACCAGCACAUCCGGAAGGUCCACCCUGACGCCAGAGCUCCCGUCAUCAUCGUGGGCAACAAGGGGGACCUGCUGCACGCCCGGCAGGUGCAGACAGAAGAUGGCCUUCAGCUAGCCAACGAGCUGGGGAGCCUCUUCCUUGAAAUUUCCACCAGUGAAAACUGUGAAGAUGUCUGCGAUGUGUUUCAGCAUCUCUGCAAAGAAGUGAGCAAACUGCACAGCCUGGGCGGGGAGCGGAGAAGGGCUUCCAUCAUCCCCCGGCCUCGCUCUCCCAAUAUGCAGGACCUGAAGAGGCGCUUCAAGCAGGCCCUGUCUUCCAAAGUGAAACCCCCACCCACCCUGGGGUGACCCAUCUCAGACAGACUCUGGUCCUUCCUACUAUGUGCAGUUUCCAGGGAGUGGACCUUUCCCUUUUAAACCAUGCAUUCAGAGUUUAUUUUUAUAACGACGUUAUUGAUUUUCAAGCAUAUGUGUCUUUCUGAAAAUUUAAACGACUGCCUGCCUGGAGG